Mirounga angustirostris (Northern elephant seal) is the source of this 2156-nucleotide messenger RNA. RefSeq names its product aralkylamine N-acetyltransferase (gene AANAT). Gene Ontology annotation, cellular component: cytoplasm. Gene Ontology annotation, biological process: response to light stimulus; melatonin biosynthetic process; circadian rhythm. The record is from RefSeq and is a predicted model, not a curated record. The transcript is spliced from 9 exons. Lineage: Eukaryota; Metazoa; Chordata; Mammalia; Carnivora; Phocidae. Bases 1137 to 1766 code for a protein of 209 amino acids. Gene Ontology annotation, molecular function: aralkylamine N-acetyltransferase activity.
GAGAGUGAUCCAGAGCACCCACCCCUUGGCUGGCAGGAUUGCCCUCUGCUCAGGAAGCUGCCUCACCAAGGUCAACGCAGGGCGGAAGGGUCUGCCCCCUGCCUCAGGCUGGGUGUCUCUGAAGGGCUUCUUGGCUCCUGAGCUCUCACAAGAUGGGCUGAGGCCUCUGUGGCAACCACAUCCACGUGACUGCCUUCUCCCUCUGCCCAAGGCUGCUUCCCCUGCUCCCUGGUGAACCUCCUGCACGCAGUCCUCCAUCUCGCUUUCUGUUUCCUGGGAAACCUGCCUGUAAGAGACGAAGGUUGAAAAGAUGACCUCUGCUCUGUCACCAUGAGGCUGCUCCCCCUCCGAAGAAUAGACAUCCCUUAGCUUCCCUGUGGCGACAUGCAGCCCCUCAGAACACUCUUCCUAUACCGAGACCUCCGUUGUCUACUCGAUCGUGAGGACCGCCACCUCUGUGCCCGUCAUCCUUGCUGCUUCAGGUCGUUAGUGGGAUAGGGGCUCGGCUGGCUCAGAGGGGACCAGCUGGUACGCAGGAGGAUUUGACUCUCACUUCUGGAUCUGGGGAUUUUCUCCAGAGCACUCUGGAAAGAGACCCUGACUUGAGGAUACAGUCUGAUGAUUGGUAGAACUGUGAAGACGUGUCCCGGCCAUUUGGAAAAUCCACGGGGCCUAACAGCCCUGGUGGGAACAGCGUGAUGCUUGGAGACAUACAUGCGGUUGCCUCUCCUGCCCCCCUACGACUUGCUGGGAGGCUCUAACCAGGCAGGGUCACAGCCUGCUGGUUUUGUCCUGCUGGCGUAACAUGGAGGCGGGGCGGGGGUUAUAAAUCUGGGAGCACAUCACAUGUCCCCCAGCGACACCCACUGCAACAGCCACGCAGCCCAGAGUCCCAGGCUUCCCUGGCUCCCGCGCCUGCAGACGACCUCCAGCGUGAGUGGCUCUGCGGUGGGAACGUUGAGCCCCUGCUCAGAGUCCUGGGCCUACAGCUGAUGCUGCCUAAAAAGCUGGAGCCUUAGCAUCCUACACCCAAAGAACUGGCAAGUCCCCUUCUGGGCAGGUGCUGGGAGGGCCCUUUUAGGCGACGAAGGCUGCUUCUGAAGUUGGGGCAUCCCAAGGAGGCACCGGCAGCCGAGAUGUCCACACAGAGCACUGACGACCUGGAGCCCAAGGCCUUGGACCUGCAGCCUGGGAUCCCAGAGGCCCCAAACCAUGAGCAGCGACGGCGCCACACGCUUCCCGCCAGUGAGUUCCGCUGCCUCACUCCGGAGGACGCUGCCAGUGUGUUUGAGAUCGAGCGCGAAGCCUUCAUCUCCGUCUUGGGCAUCUGCCCCUUGCAUCUGGAUGAAGUCAAGCACUUCCUGACCCUGUGUCCAGAGCUGUCCCUGGGCUGGUUCCAGGAGGGCUGCCUCGUGGCCUUCAUCAUCGGCUCACUUUGGGACCAGGAGAGACUCACUCAGGAGUCACUGACGCUGCACCGGCCCGGGGGCCACACUGUCCACCUGCACGUGCUGGCCGUGCACCGCGCUUGCCGGAGGCAGGGCAAGGGCUCCACGCUGAUGCGGCGUUAUCUGCAGCACGUGGGCGGUCAGCGAGCGGCGCGCCGGGCCGUGCUCAUGUGUGAGGAUGGGCUGGUGCCCUUCUACCAGAGGCUCGGCUUCCGCCUCACGGGCCCGUGCGCCAUCACCCUGGGCUCACUCACCUUCAUGGAGCUCCAGUGCUCCACGCAAGGCCACGGCUCCCUGCGCCGGAACAGCGGCUGCUGACGCCUGCCGUCCCCACGGUGCCCACAGCCACCCGGCCCCGGUGUCCCCUUCUCUCCCCAGCCCAGGCUGGAUGCCCAACCGUGCCAGAGGUGGGGCUGGGUUGGUAACUGGGGACGGCAGGAGGUGUCCUGCGACCCGCCUCGGUGACCCUGUUGUUCUCAGGAACUGAUGGUGGACCCUCUGGGCAGGCAGCCUCCUCGCCUCAUGUGAGGUCCCUGGUGCUCAGGCCCUUAUUCUCCCCAGCCUCAGGGAUUUCCCUUCUCGUCCUCAGCCCCAGAAUGGGGGGUAGCUGGGAGCAGGGAAGUGCAGGGGUUACCUCCCAGCUCCCCCCAUGUGCCCCCCACCGCUCGCCUCGGACACCCUGGGUCCUCUUCGCUCUAAUAAAAUAGU